Messenger RNA from Phytophthora nicotianae INRA-310, 213 nucleotides. RefSeq lists its product as hypothetical. The coding region runs from base 1 to 213 and encodes 70 amino acids. Gene Ontology annotation, cellular component: mitotic spindle; DASH complex. The record is from RefSeq and is a predicted model, not a curated record. Gene Ontology annotation, biological process: mitotic cell cycle. The transcript has 2 exons. NCBI's taxonomy places the organism in Eukaryota, Oomycota, Peronosporomycetes, Peronosporales, Peronosporaceae.
AUGGCGGGCAACAAGGAUGAGGAAGUGGAAGCGCUCGAGGCGCUGAGGGACAAGUCGGCGGAGCUAGUGCGUUAUUUGGAUAAUAUCAACGAGAAGCUGAUGCAGAUGAAUCAUGUCGCUGCGUGUGUUGGAGAACUGGUCAAGCGUCAUCGCCAUCUCCAAAGUCAGUUCAGCUUCGACCGCUGCCACCUCGACAGGAAAGCCACAGGCUGA